AUGGUUCUCCCCCGUAUCUGGGGGUGCAUUGCCGCGCUCGCUUGGGCAGCCAGCGGAGAUUAUGUGUCCACCAACUACGAAAAGUACAACGAGGGAGCGCUCGGCCACCGUCCUCAUCUAGAGUUUCACUCCAGCAGCGAAUAUUCCCCUCUCCUGCAGGUCAAUGUAUGGGAUCAGAACGCCAUCUCCGACACGGGAUCCCAUAUCUUUCUCCGACAUGACGGGAACGACUCUUCGCCGCUGUCGUCGCCGCUCAUUUUGGAUUCGAACGACUUGAGCGCUGUCUACAUGAAUCGAUCCUUCAAGAACGUCUUCGGCACCCGAGUCCAGGAGAACUUUGGCAAGAAGUAUCUUACGUUUUGGGCUGGUGACAAAGGCGAUGGUAUUGGGGACGGCUAUGGACUCGCCUACGACGACACUUAUCGCCUGGUUUACAAGAUAUCUGCACAGAAUAUCCAAGUACACAGUGACCUCCAUGAGUUUGCCUUUACGGGUAAUGGAACCGCUCUGGUUACGGGUGUUGACAAGCUUCAACGGCGUGCAUCAGACUUCCCUCAGUGGCUGGUACCCUCCCGGUUCGAGGUCUUAGACGCCAUAUUUCAGGAAAUUGACCUCGAAACGAACGAGGUACUCUUCAACUGGCGAGCCCUGGAUCACAUCAACCCCAUGAACUCAUAUGAGCCGAGAGGCAGAGGUUGGGAUGCCUAUCACUUGAACAGUAUUGAGAAGACCCAGGCAGGCAACUAUCUUAUCUCGAUCCGUCACCUGUUUACUAUAUUCCUCAUCGACGGGAAGACGGGCGACAUUAUCUGGAGACUGGGUGGCAAACUCAACGACUUUGUCGAAUUACCUCCCGCAAAAGGCGCCGAGUCCGCCGAACCCGUGCUGACCAUGAGCUGGCAACACCACGCCCGCUUCGUUCCGGGAACCAAUGAGACUCAGAUAACUCUGUUCGAUAACCACUCCAAGCUUACCACGCACGGCAUAUGUGAGUCUGACUGCUCUCGUGGUCUGCACAUCGCCAUCAAUGACACCACCUCGCCCCCAACCGUCCAGCUAUUGCGCGAGUACCGUCACCCAUCGCAGCUCCAGGCUCAGAGCCAAGGCAGUAUGCAGCCCCUCUCACCCUCCACUGACGAUCUCGGCAAUGUGUUCAUUGGCUGGGGGCGGUGUCCGACGUUCACGGAGCAUAGCUCGUCGGGCCGGACAGUCAUGGACGUGCAGUUCUCUCCGUGGCACAGCGACGACAUCCCUGACGCGCUCGACAACUACCGCGCGUACAAGAUGGACUGGUCGGCCACGCCCUGGUGGGAUCCUGCCAUCGCCCCGAGGAAGAACCGGGAGGGCGAGCUGGUUGUCUACGUCAGCUGGAAUGGAGCGACAGAGGUAGCGAGCUGGGUUGUUCGGGGAGCGGCCAGUAGUCUGCCGAGGACGAAAAGCGAAGUGCUGUCGAUGUCACGGCGGACUGGCUUUGAGACCAAAUUGACGAUUGGGCAGACUGAUCGGCGAUACUUGUGGGCCGAAGCUGUGGAUGUCAAGGGUCGCGUACUUGGGUCAACUGAGGUUGUGGACUUGAAGACUACGAAUCUAUCGGUCGCCUAUGACACAUACGACGAGACUGAUUGCUCGUUUCCUCCCCCUAACACAGAGAAGUCUGUUACAUUCUCAACAACGGCCCUGGCCUUGAUGGGUACCGGGGUAGGCGUGUUCGUCUUGGCGAUGAUCGCGACGGGAGUCUUCCUGUGGCGCCGGCGCAGGGGCUACAAUCACCUGAAAGCAGAAGACUUUGACCUAGACUUGGAGGAAGAUUUCGAUGAUGUGCAUCACGACGGUGAGGAAGUCGAUGACAAGGAUGUUGAUGUUGAUCCACAAUUAGGCAUGGACGAAGACCGCCGUGCUCUUAUUCCGAAACCAGAACCGGCGAAGUAG
Aspergillus ibericus CBS 121593 is the source of this 1929-nucleotide messenger RNA. Its product is annotated as arylsulfotransferase. The record is from RefSeq and is a predicted model, not a curated record. NCBI's taxonomy places the organism in Eukaryota, Fungi, Ascomycota, Eurotiomycetes, Eurotiales, Aspergillaceae. The transcript has 2 exons. Bases 1 to 1929 code for a protein of 642 amino acids.